AUGUUGAAUACAAUCUUAGGUUUAUUUCCGUUCAUACUUUGUUUCCUUGGUAUAUUCAUAUGGUCUUAUAAGUUUCUUUUCAAGCAUAACUUGAUUGAGAACUAUUCUACUCGUUUGGAUAUACCUCGAUCUGAUAUAAACGGAUUUUUGUCACUGGAGAUAAAUAAAAAAUAUAAUGUUGCAAUCAUUGAAUUAGAUGUUGUUGAAGAAGAUCUGCAAUCUGAGGCUUCUUUAGAGUUGAAAAAAUCAGAUCAUGAUGAUUCAAUAUACAAUCCCCCUGGUGGUGAGAAGAAUUGGUUAAAUUUUAAAAACUCAAAUGUUUUCAUUGGUAUUCUUUUCAGUUUUGUCCUUUCCUUGAGUAUUGAGUUGAUUGUUUUGAUGAUGUGUGAGUUGACUAGUACGUUUGACCAUGAUUCUCGCUUAUUGGCGUUCCAUACUAUCAUUGAUACUUUGAUUUUCAUGAUUACCAUUAUUCAACCUUUUGUGAUGAUUAGUCUUUAUAUGUCCCAAAAUAUUAUACCGAUUAAUUGUACUGUGUUCCAGAAACUAGGCACGGUCUCCUGUUAUAUGAUCUGGUUUUUAUUCCUUCAUAAAUUUGGCCAUUUAUCACAAAAUUUUUCUCCAUCUUUGAAAAGCCUUCAUACUCGUUCUUUAUUAGAGCGUAAAAUUAAUGAAAUUGUCAUUACUGGUAUCACCACCAUGGCAAUUCUUUCCGGUAUUGGAUCUACUACAACUCCUUAUAAGAUAUUCAUUGAAAGUGGGAUUUUUAAUCGAAUCUUGCCAGAUAGAUUAAAAUUGAUGGCUGGGGUCAAUAAACAGGUGUCCGAAUUAGAUAUUAAUAACUUGGUUCAAUCGUAUAAUCACACUAAUCUUCUUCUCACCAGAAGAACUUCAGAUUUGAAUAAACUAUUGGUCGAAAAUAGUGGGACCAUUUAUAACCGGCCUGAUGACACGGUUAAGUCCUCAGACAAUAUUUUAUCUCAUCACACAAGGCAGAAUCAAACCUCUCAUCUAGAUUACCAAGAAAAACAGCAACUGUUGGCCCCACCGGUAAGACCUAAUAGAUUUGGAGGUAUGCUUCAUAGAGUCCAAUCUUUUGCUAGUAUUAAUUUAAAUAAAGAAGACUCUGAAGAAAAUGAACUUACAAAUGAAGUUAAUUCCUUAAAAUCUUUAAGAAAUCAAUUAUAUGAUGAUUUACUUAAAGCAAUUUACAAAUUUAGUAAACAAAAAGAAGAGUCACUCAGUAAAAAUAAGUUAUUUAAUAAGAUAUUAAACCUUUCAAUGAUGUUUUUCUCGAUUUAUUGUGCCUAUCGUAUCAUCAAUGUUAUUUUCAUAAGGUUACCAUACUAUUUCUUGUUUCAAUCCGAAGAAUCACACCUACUCCAUGAUAAAACUGAUGUUAUUAAAAUGCAAGAUCAAGUCGGAGAAGAAAAAAUUAGUACUCCUACAAGAGACGCCUUGGCUGUAACCAUAACAAAAAUCAUUCAGUCAAUCUUCACAAACAUUCCGCUUUCAGAGGAUCAAUUGGUUAAUCAGAUUGGUUUUAUUUUAUCUGGUGGGCUAUUCCUUUGCUCAUUCUCUAAUGUUCUAGUCACUUUUAAGUCAUUUGGUAAGGUUUUCCCAUCAUUAACAAGAAUUUCAAAUACAACAAAAAAUUGGUUAAAAAAUUUAAUUGUUUCUGAAUUAUUGGCUAUUUACGUCAUAUCGACUGCCCUUCUUAUCCGAACAAAUUUACCCACGAACUUAUCUAAUCAAAUCUCAAGAAUUCUAUCUUUAUCCGGCAGUUCAGCCAAUUCAAUUACUCGUGAUUCUAUAAAAGAGGUUGAAUUUAUUGACUUAUGGUUUGAUCAAAUUUUCGGAUUGACUUGCAUAGUAAGUAUCAUCAUCAUCUUUUUGAGAAAAUUCAUCAAUGACGAUUUUAACUCCAAGGAUAGCUACGACGAAUAUGAUGAGGAAAUGAUGGUAGAAGAAGAUGGUCUGAUCUUUAAAACGGCCUGA
Hyphopichia burtonii NRRL Y-1933 is the source of this 1998-nucleotide messenger RNA. RefSeq lists its product as uncharacterized. Lineage: Eukaryota; Fungi; Ascomycota; Pichiomycetes; Serinales; Debaryomycetaceae. Bases 1 to 1998 code for a protein of 665 amino acids. Gene Ontology annotation, cellular component: membrane. The transcript has a single exon. The record is from RefSeq and is a predicted model, not a curated record.